GACCUGUUUAUACCCCGCCGAGCUUCCGUAGCUGAUCGGAUCGCCGGUGAGAGGCGUGCGGGGCGGACAUGGCGGAGACUGGAAGAGAUCUGCGGUGUACGAGAGAGAGCCAUGGGGAAGAGCGGCUACAGGAGGAUUCCCUACCUACCGAGACCUCCUUGGAGCAGAAAAAGGUGGAGAGUUCUGUGGGUGCCAUCUUCACUGCCCUCAAACAAAGCCACGGGGCCUUUCAGCUUGUAUUGGAGAGAGAGCUCCAUGCCCACUACCUACGCAAAGGCUUGCAGCACCUCUCCGACUCUUACGAGUGCCUGGAUGCCAGCCGUCCCUGGCUAUGCUAUUGGAUUGUACAUAGUUUAAUGAUAUUGGAUGAGCCAAUCCCUGAAUCUGUGGCAUCAAGUGUUUGCCAGUUUCUAGGUCAAUGCCAGGGUCCCAAUGGGGGCUUUGGUGGUGGACCCAGCCAGCAACCUCAUCUAGCCCCUACCUAUGCAGCAGUGAAUGCUCUAUGCACCAUUGGAACAGAAGAAGCCUAUAAUGUCAUUAACAGGGAAAAGCUUCUGGAAUUCCUCUGGUCACUGAAGCAACACAACGGAUCUUUCAACAUGCAUGUGGGAGGGGAAGUGGAUGUAAGAAGUGCCUAUUGUGCUGCCUCCGUGGCAUCACUGACCAACAUAAUGACACCCAAGCUAUUUGAUGGUACGGCUGAAUGGAUAGCCAGGUGCCAGUUUUGGGAAGGUGGUAUUGGUGGGGUGCCAGGCAUGGAAGCACAUGGAGGAUAUACAUUUUGUGGCUUGGCAGCCUUGGUCAUAAUGAAGAGAGUUCACCUUUUAGACCUAAAGAGCUUGUUGAGAUGGGUUGCUUUUAGACAGAUGAGAUUUGAGGGUGGAUUCCAAGGUCGCUGCAACAAGCUGGUUGAUGGCUGCUAUUCCUUUUGGCAAGCUGGUCUGAUGCCCCUCCUCCAUAGAACUUUACAUGCUGAAGGAGAAUCCACCCUCAGCUACGCCAAUUGGAUGUUUGACCAGAAAGCCCUCCAGGAAUAUAUUCUCUUGUGUUGCCAAUGCCCCUCUGGUGGUUUACUAGAUAAACCCGGCAAAUCAAGAGACUUCUAUCAUACCUGCUAUUGUCUGAGUGGCUUGUCUAUAGCUCAGCAUUUUGGAAGUGGUGAAAUGCUUCGAGAAACUGUUGUGGGAUCUCCGGAGAACUUGUUGAAGCCUACACAUCCCGUAUAUAAUAUUGGACCUGAUAAGGUGGCUCAGGCCAUCAUGCAUUUUAUGCAGAAAGAGAUUCCAGACUUGAAUUCCAAAAAUGACAUUUAGGUGGAGCACAAGCUCGCCAAGCACUUACUUUGGUUUAUGACGCGACAAGUUACAACCUGGAGGAAGCCAUCAUGUACACUCUUAUAAGGGCUGCACAGUGUCUCGUGCGUUUCCAGGACUGAAUGAAUGGUGUUUGUGGAAGUGAAAAGGCCAUUCUAAUGGUAAAUCCACACAUUAACCCAAGAGACAUUUUCUAUUCGUACUUAUUAAACUUUAGCACUUCUGUAAUGUAUGUGUGGCAGGAUCUGAAUACCGUUUGACUAGAUAGGCUUACAGUGGUGCCCACAGGAAUCAGAUUCCAGAUUUUUUUCCUCUAUUUGCUGUGGUAACAAGACUCCAUUGAGUUAUAGUAAUUGUUAAACCAAAUAUCCUCUCUUGAAUGAAAAUAGUAAAACGGAAAGUGUACAUAUUACCUUAAGUCUUCAUAUUUACUGUAUGUAGCUGUGCUACCUGCAGCACUUUGAUGUAUUUAUGGUGCUCGCUGGCUACAAAUGAAUAGAUUUGCUGGUCUUCUUGUGUAACAGAAGUAUGUCUGAAUGGCCUAAAUGUAAGGCGACCCGGACUGGGCUAAGCACUGUGAUCAGAAAACCUGUAAGGUGCACUUUUUUCUUAAAGGCCAGCAAGUGUUUGAUGGAAUGGGCCUUUUUGGUACAGCGAUAGUUUCUAAGGGAAGAAACCUCAACGUUCUCAUAUGUAACUGCAGUAAAGUUAAUUUCACAAAAAAAAAAAAA
Molecule: messenger RNA, 2044 nt
Organism: Rana temporaria (common frog)
Lineage: Eukaryota; Metazoa; Chordata; Amphibia; Anura; Ranidae
Product: protein farnesyltransferase subunit beta-like
Exons: 12
Coding region: 69-1313 (414 amino acids)
Biological process (GO): protein farnesylation
Cellular component (GO): protein farnesyltransferase complex
Molecular function (GO): protein farnesyltransferase activity
Source: RefSeq, a predicted model, not a curated record